Molecule: messenger RNA, 900 nt
Organism: Jaminaea rosea
Lineage: Eukaryota; Fungi; Basidiomycota; Exobasidiomycetes; Microstromatales
Product: NGG1p interacting factor 3
Exons: 1
Coding region: 1-900 (299 amino acids)
Cellular component (GO): mitochondrion; cytoplasm
Source: RefSeq, a predicted model, not a curated record
AUGUCCUCCACAGCAUCAGCAUCAUCGUCAACGCCCCGUCCGGUGCUGCCUUCGCUCGUCUCAGCGAUGCACAAGCUCGCGCCGCUCUCUCUCGCCGAAUCGUGGGACAAUGUCGGCAUUCUUCUCGAGGCGCCUAUGCCGCGCUCAGACUCAAGUGCGCGUGGAGUGCACCUCUGUAUCGACCUCACCACCUCUGUAUGUGAGGAGGCACUGCAAGACAAGGAGGUCGGGGUGAUCAUGUGCUAUCAUCCUCUGAUCUUCAGGGGAUGGAAGAGCCUCACGUUGGGCGACUCGCAGCAGAGGAGUUUGCUAAGGUGCGCUGCAGCCGGAAUCAGCAUUUACUCAGCGCAUACCAGUCUGGAUGCUGCACCUCAAGGCAUCAAUGAUUGGCUGGCGACAGCUUGUGCAGGGCGUAGCGACGCAGCGGCUUUUGCGUCCAAACCACGCGCUUGCCAGCCCAGCAAGGCUACCUCCAUUCCUGACGACUUUAAGUUGCCGGCGGGUGCCGCAGUCGGAAUGGGCCGCUCUUUCCAGCUUGCGGAGCCCGUUACCCUUGACACGCUGGUGCAACGGCUCAAGAAAGGGCUUGGCGUCGAGCACCUUCAGGUCGCUACACCUGCCUCCAGGCCAUCGAUCAUCUCCCGCAUAGCAGUCUGUGCCGGCUCAGGCUCGUCGGUCCUCGAGGGCGAGAACGACGCCGACUGCUGGCUCUCUGGAGAGAUGUCACACCAUGCCAUCCUCGCCGCCAAUGCUGCUGGCAAGACGGUCAUUCUGGCGAACCAUACCAACACGGAGAGAGGGUACCUCAAGAGCGUGCUCAAGGGCAGACUUGAGGAGGUGGACCCGACGCUUACAGUGACCGUUAGCGAAAGUGAUCGCGAUCCGCUGGUUGUGAUGUAG